Aspergillus terreus NIH2624 is the source of this 1320-nucleotide messenger RNA. RefSeq lists its product as uncharacterized. The record is from RefSeq and is a predicted model, not a curated record. The transcript has 2 exons. Lineage: Eukaryota; Fungi; Ascomycota; Eurotiomycetes; Eurotiales; Aspergillaceae. Bases 1 to 1320 code for a protein of 439 amino acids.
AUGGCUCCCACUGCCUCCAGUAGCAAUCAGACGAGCGCAACGCCGCCGCGCCUGUCGGGGACCUCCCGUGAUGGUUCCUCAACCAAGAGCUCCCCUUCGGAGAAAAAGCGAACGACGCCUUCGUCUCAAAAUGCCCCCAAGGUGAUUGUAAAGAAGGAGCCCGCCUCGCCCGCCAUGCAGCCUCAUACCCGGCCUCGACCCCGGAAAUUGGAUCUGUCGAGUAGUCUCCCAACCUCUGGGGGCCUGUCGGCGCGGCCGCCCGGGGGCCCCAUGACAGCUCGCGAAGGCGUUAAUAUGCAGGAAGUCGGCAUCGCCUGUCUGUCUCCCGGCUUCCAAACCCAUGAUCCCAUCAUGCGCGAACAGUUACAGCGCAGCCUUUCCGUCCGUGAUCAACAGAGGUCCAUCAUCGAAUCGCGACUGCAAAGGUCGGCGAAGGAUGACGGCCCAGAUGGCACCAGACCGUCCGAGGCGUUCGGUGCCCCCAAGAGCUCCAAAAGAAAGCCGCCCCCGGGAUUGUCAAUCGUCCCUCCGUCUGCAACCCAAUUCGCGAAUGAGCGCGUAAUCCAAUCCGCCCCCUUGAAUCAGACGUUCACGGGUCGACAGCAAGCGCAGCCGUUGACUCGCCACGUCGUCAACCAAAGCCCUACUUUGGGAUCCACCUCUCAUAUCCAUCAUCUUCCUGCCACCCAAACCAACAACCGUCUCCCGCCCCUCUCCGACGUGUUUGGAUCCGAUGCGUUAGGUACACGCGAACGGGAUGUGAACCGCUCUCAGUAUUACCAAGGGACUUCAGCUUCCAACUCUUCGCAAUCGAACAACCUUCCCCCCAUGCCCUCUCCACGGAUCCCGGGAGCUUCUUCCCAGGCCUCCAUGCGGCCGCGUGAAUAUCGCUCUGCCGAAGAAGCUGUACAGGAAAUGUCCGGCGGACGGGAAGAGCUCUUGCCUCGAAUUGUACACUACGGAGGUCACCAACCGCCCACCCCGCCGUCUCCACGGAUCGCGAAUGGUCCCAAGUCCGCUGUACCCCAUCUGGAAUCCGUGGCCAUGGCAAAUGCAUCCGCACCUGCUCCUCCACCGGUGCACUUCUCGACCGAGGGCACCGCGCGUCGGCGCCCUCGGAGCGAAUACGAGCAGGAUAACGGAAGUCCUCCCUUAGGCCACGGACCGGAGCCACACUACCGGCCAAAUCCCGCUAUGAGCGGAUCAAGUGCCGCUUAUGGACCGUUCGGGGCGGGCAGAGACUCGCCCGAGACGCAACGGAGAAAGAAAGAGGAGUUCUUGAGUUUGUGUGCUCGCGCGUGGGACUUAUUCCACUCCUGA